Exaiptasia diaphana is the source of this 1386-nucleotide messenger RNA. RefSeq lists its product as uncharacterized. Lineage: Eukaryota; Metazoa; Cnidaria; Anthozoa; Actiniaria; Aiptasiidae. The coding region runs from base 176 to 646 and encodes 156 amino acids. The record is from RefSeq and is a predicted model, not a curated record. The transcript has a single exon.
GUCAACAAUUCUGCAAGGAGACUCCUUCUGUGUGCGACUCUUCACCCUGUCACUCAACCCUAUCGCGUGGUACAUUAGGAGUACGGAAGGAUAUAAACUAAAGCAUGCCCCAGACAAAAAGAUCACCCACGCUCUGUUUGUAGACGACUUGAAAACCUAUCAUCCAUCCCAGCAAAUGGCAGUAACUGUGUCAAGUAAGAUCAAGAACAUGUUUGCAGACAUUGGUUUAGAAUGGGGAAUCAACAAAUGCGCUGCAAUACAUCUUAAACGUGGAAAACUGGACACUAGCGUCAAUAGAACUGAAAUGCCUGUAAGUAAAAACUGCUCCAUACCAGUUCUAGGCAUCGGAGAUCAUUACCAAUUCUUAGGAAAAUACCAGAACAUCCAACACCUGGAAGAUAAAGUUAUUGAAGAAGCUWCUGAAGAGUAUGAAAAGCGACUUUGGGCCGUUUGGAYCUCUCCAUUGUCAAUACCACGUAAAGUUCGUGCCACUAAUGUUUAUGCWGUACCUGUUUUACAGUAUUAUAUGUGGACAACCGACUGGCCACUUAACCACCUCAAAGAGCUCGACAGACUUACAAGAAAAGUCAUCAGUGAUAGCCGUGGAAAACACAAGUAUGAAUCCAUACCACUCCUGUACUUAUAGCCGGAACAAGGCGGGAAAGGAUUAGUCGAACUAGAAACGUUGUACAAGAACACCAAGUUGAAGGUAGCCAACUACAUUAAUAAUUCAGAAGAUCAACAUAUCAAGCUCGUAAAGUCCUUCCAGAUGAAAAAAGAACAAAGUAAUUUAAGAUCAAUCUUUAAAGAUGCCAAGAAGUACACAGAAGAGCUAAACAUAGACUGCGACUUCAAUGAAAACAACACAGUCUUUGGAUACGGCGAUAGAGAAAUACGUAUAAGUGAUAAGGAACCAAAGAAAGUAAAGAACAUUAUAAACAAAGCGAGCAUUGACAGAUGUAUGAAAGAUCUACAUAACCAACCUUGGGUUGGUAAAUUUGUGACCCAACACUGGAAUGAUUCAGUCUGAAAUAUCAAAUACUUCAUAUGACAUCUUUAAACAGUGGAAAAACAUUCCAGAUAUCGUAUUGUCAAUCGAUACAAGCAUCAGACAACAACUCCUAAAUACCAAGACCUACAGAUCCCAGAAACUACACGAAGAAUUACAAGAACUGUCUUGUCGACUCUGUUCUGAGAAACAGGAGACCGUUUCACACGUACUUUGUGGCUGUUCACAUAUAGCUCAAUCCCUAUACAAGUCUCGACAUGAAAAGAUGCUCCGCCCUGUCUAUCACGCUUUCCUUGAUAAAUAUGGAUUUGAUGAAUCUGAUUAUUCUUUACCAUGGUACAAACAGUCAUAUCCACAGCCAUGUCGAGAAAACAAGG